UUACCUCGAGUGACUAUCCGGUUCUGCACGCAGUGCAAGUGGAUGCUUCGAGCCGCAUAUUUCGCCCAAGAGCUCCUCUCCACCUUCUCAACCGCCCUCGGCGAAGUAGCCCUCCAGCCCUCCACAGGCGGCACCUUCGUAGUCGACAUCUUCUUCGCCCACUCUUCCUCCUUAUCGUCCUCGGACCCAUACCCCACGAUCCAGCAACGCACCCUCUGGGAUCGGAAAACCGACGGCGGUUUUCCCGAGACCAAAGAACUUAAGCGCCGCGUCCGCGACGUCAUUGAGCCAAACCGCGACUUGGGACACGUCGAUAGGGACUACGCCUCGAAA
Molecule: messenger RNA, 333 nt
Organism: Pseudomassariella vexata
Lineage: Eukaryota; Fungi; Ascomycota; Sordariomycetes; Amphisphaeriales; Pseudomassariaceae
Product: Rdx type Seleno protein
Exons: 3
Source: RefSeq, a predicted model, not a curated record